AUGAUCGAAAGCGAAGUAAUUUCCGUUCUUAUAACGUAUUCAACGACGUUGCAAGGAAAUAUUCUUGAGUGGGAUACCAUCGAGGUAUUAAAAAUGCUUGGCUUUAAGAAUGUCAAUCAUUUUACAGAUGGUAUGGAAUAUAUUCAUACAGGAGAAUCGAAAGCACUUCGUGGCCAACAGUUUAGGCUGUUGAACGUUCUUCUUUUGGUUUUCGAUGUUCCUGAAAUGACCCAUGCUCUGUCAGGAAUUUAUGAUGAAUAG
Molecule: messenger RNA, 261 nt
Organism: Cetraspora pellucida
Lineage: Eukaryota; Fungi; Glomeromycota; Glomeromycetes; Diversisporales; Gigasporaceae
Source: the annotation of a GenBank genome assembly